Mercurialis annua (annual mercury) is the source of this 1512-nucleotide messenger RNA. RefSeq names its product alkane hydroxylase MAH1-like. The record is from RefSeq and is a predicted model, not a curated record. NCBI's taxonomy places the organism in Eukaryota, Viridiplantae, Streptophyta, Magnoliopsida, Malpighiales, Euphorbiaceae. The transcript has a single exon. The coding region runs from base 1 to 1512 and encodes 503 amino acids. Gene Ontology annotation, molecular function: iron ion binding; heme binding; monooxygenase activity.
AUGGCAUUGCUAAGCAUUUUCGAAGUUAUUUUAGCUUCAAUUUGUUUUGCAUUCGGCUGUUAUUUGAGUAAUCGAAAUGAGAUCGUAUGGAACUGGCCGUUAUUCGGUAUGCUGCCUUCGCUCUUGGCGAACAUUCAUCGGUUUCAUGAUUGGACCUUGAAGAUGUUUGAAAAAGCUGGUGGUACUUAUCACGUAAAAGGUCCAUGGUUCAUCAACAUGGAUAUGAUAGGAACUGUUGAUCCAGCCAAUGUAAAGUACAUGAUGAGCACCAAUUCAUCGAAUUAUCCGAAAGGCUCCGAAUACAAAGAAAUUUUUGGAGAUAUAUUUGGAAGUGGGAUUUUCAAUUCUGAUCAUGAUCAAUGGAAGAAUCAAAGAAAAGUUGCUGCUGCUUUGAUCAAUCAUCAACGUUUUCGACCGUUUCUGUUCGAUACUAUAAGUGUUACGGUCGAAAAUGCCCUAAUCCCGGUUCUUGAUCAUUUCUGUAAGCAAGGGGGGGCAGUGGACAUGCAAGAUAUAGCUCACAGGUUUACGUACGAUGUUAUAGUGAAAGUGAUUACGGGUUCCAAUCCGGAAACCCUAACCAUUGAAUUACCUAAAAAUGAGUUUUCGGAUGCCCUAGAUCAUGCGGAAGAAGCUAUAUUCUAUCGGCAUUUAAGACCGAAAAUAUUCUGGAGGCUGCAGAAAUGGCUAGGGUUUGGAUUGGAGAAAGAAAUGAAAAUAGCUAGGGUAAUAAUUGAUCGUAUUGUAGCUAGUUAUGUGGCAAGAAAAACAGAACAACUCAUCAAAGACGGAGAAGGAGGGGCUGAUUUUUUGGGGUCAUACUUAACUGUGCAUCAAAAUGAUGAAAAGUUAAUGCAAGCAUGGAAAUCAAAGGAUGAAUUUUUGAGAGAUACGCUCGUAAAUUUUCUGAUAGCCGGACGCGAGAAUUCAUUGGGGUGGUUGUUUUGGCUUGUAGCCAAGAAUCCAGUUGUAGAAGCAAAAAUCAGAGAAGAAUUAAGCAGUUUAUCGCCGAAAAAACGCGACAAAAUAGAGGUGUUUGAAUUGGAGGAGGUGAACAAGUUGGUGUAUUUGCAUGGAGCAAUAUGCGAAACCCUAAGGCUUUAUCCACCGGUAAUGUAUGAGCAUAAGAAACCUCUUCAGUCCGAUAUUCUUCCGAGCGGGCAUUACGUAGAUCCGAAAAUGGAAAUUUUAUUGUCCGGUUACGUGAUGGGUAGAAUGAAAUCAAUAUGGGGAGAUGAUUGUUUGGAAUUCAAGCCAGAAAGAUGGAUUUCAAUGGAAGAUGGGAGGCUCAUUCAACACUCACCAUACAAGUUUCUAGCAUUUAAUGCAGGAGCAAGGACUUGCUUGGGAAAAGAUACUGCAAUCUAUGAAAUGAAGGCGAUGGCUUCUGUUGUGUUUCAUAAUUAUGAUAUUCAGCUAGUAGAAGAACAUCAUGUGGUUCCUAAUUGUUCUUCUAUUAUUCUUCAUAUCAAGCAUGGUAUGAUGGCUAAGAUAAGUAGACGACGGAUGUGA